GUGUCUUAGUCCUGAUGAAGGAGCCUGAGAUAAGUGUAGAGGGAUUGGGUGGUUUCUUUUUGGCUUUUUGUUGGGUUUUGGGGUUUUUUUCAUUCAUCUUUAUAGUUGCUUGUGUGUUUCUGCUGUUGGUUUAGCAACCUCUACCAGGCUUGCAUUGCAACUUGCUGCAUCUGAUUUCCUGCCAUUACAGCAGUCUUUUUAUGCACAGUGUCUGUAACCUGCACCAUUAAUGCUACGAGAAAAUGUUCUCUUGUUUCUGCAUUCACUCUUUUAAGAAAUAUUUCCAGCCAGAUUUCUAAAACAAGUUUUUAGAUAGAUUACUUUUACAGCGUGAGUAAAACACAGAUCAGAUGUGAUCAGAUUAAAACCACAGGAAAGCAUGAGCAAUUUGCUUACUAGAUGUAGCUGAACUAACAAGGGAGAUAUAAAGGCUGCAUUGAUUUGAGUUUGGAGAAGGUGAAGGGCAUGCUGGUUACUGUGGCAGUGUUCUGCAUAUUUCCAAAAGCUAUUCUCUUGAAUGCACAAAGGCUGUUUUCUGAAUGGUAGCUGACCAAAAAUGGGACUUCAGUCAUAAUGGAUGCAUCACAACUUAAAUGGAAUUAUUAAAUACAGCAGUUAUGCUAAAAUCUGCACAAUUACCUUUGAUACUUACUGUGGCAUGGACUGUAUGUGAAGUUGCAGUAGGAAAAAAUUAGUUACGAACAAGAAGUGCAGAUAACAUUCUAGUCUGUCAGCUUCUUUGUUUAGAUUUUUUCAGGUUUAUUUAUUUCAUAAAAUCCAUUCUGGCAGAAUUUACUCUGAGGAACACUUGUUUUAUGUUUUGUGGAAAGUCAGUGUGAUACUAAGUUAAGUUUUAUACUGAAGAAUUGUCUGUGAUGUGUUAAACAUGUACUCUGUCAGAAGAAAGGAGACUUCAAAAAUUAUGUAUUUGGCUAGCACUGGACCGGCACUAUAAUGGCCAAGUAUUUGGCAUCUGAAUUGUAUUUCACAUGAAGUUGUCUUUGAAUAUUUUCAUAACAGGAGAGGCAGUUUAUUUUGUGUCUCAUACUCAUGAUUCUGAGUAGUCUUUGGGAGAUGACACAUUGUUUACUUUGGUUUCAAUAGUUUUCACAGAAUAAAGCUUCAACAGGAGCUCCAUCAUGAUACAAUUGCCAGGCCUUUUAAGUUGUCUGGGGAUCAUGCCAAUACUCUUUGAAAAAGGACACAGCUAAUUAAUUCUUCCGGUUACUUAGUAUUUCUGGCAUAAAUGAGCACUGGGAUCUCUGUCUCUCUUCAAAAUUAUAAAGUCACAUUGAAGGGGUUAUUUGUAAUUUUGUUUUUUGGUUUGUUUUUUUUAAUAGCUGGAAGCAGUAUGUAAAAUGAUUAAUAAAUGGACAUUACUACAAGAAUAACUUUAUAUUGUACUGCACUCCAGUAUUUAUACGUUUUCCUUUGUAAUUAAACUCUCAUUAAUGAUUUUAGGAAGAAUGAUUUGUCUGAGUCAGCAGUGUUGAAUUUUCCUUCUUCCAAUAAUUAAUUUCUUGAAUAGAUUUUUCUGAUUACUUCUGUAAUGCUGUAUUGCCUUUAUUUAUAUGCCAGAGUCUCUGAAUGAAGCCAGCAGUUUCCUUUGCCUCCUAUUGGUACCGUUUUCUUCUACAGUCUAAUUACUGGCAGUCUUGGCUAUUCACUCUUGCAUUCAUGCCUUUUAUCUUCUGCUUGCAUAUGUAACUUUCUAAAUAUUCUAAGAAUAUUUCUAACAAUCCUGAGUUCCAUGGCUGACAGCAGUGGUGUGUGUUUGUUCCUUAGGCUUGCAUUUGUCAAAGUAACUUUCAGUUCCUUUAAGUUUGGCUCUGGAGAAGGAUCCUGACUCCUUUUGGUAGUUUCUUGCAACAUCAUGGACAUCAAGAACAUUUUUAUUUGUCUGUAUUAGAGAGGCCUCAAAAGGCCUCAUGACCUGUCACUUCAGUCUUCUUUAAGGUUAAUUUGAGUUUAUUAAGAAUCUUUUGGUAUCUUUGAGCUCUUUAGUGGGUUUUUCUUCUUGAAGUGAUGAUUGGAAUGAGACCUUAAUAUUCGUAUGAUACAUUUUUCAUGUUAGAUUGUCAGUGAAGCCAUAUUAGUUGCCUAUCGUAAUUGAAAUUAAGGAAAAAAAAAGGUUUUCUUUUUGUGUUGGAGUAUAUUUCUAUAAAUUAAGAUAGUGGAGGCAGAGCCUCUUUGGUUUACUUCCUCCCAUAUUAGAGUAAAGAUCAUAUUUUGCUAUCCUGGCACAUUUGACGCACGCGUGCAGACAUUUAUCAGCAAAUUUAGUAAAGUUAUAAUGCCUGCAGGUAUCUGCUUGAUGCUAAGCUACCAAAACUUUCAAGUACAGUAGAAAAAAUAUUAAAAAAAAAAUCUCCCAAGUUUUGCAUGCUACCAACAAAUAAUUGAACUUUGCGGGCUUUGAAUGAUGACCCAUAAUUCAUUUUAUGCCUCGUGAAGGUGCAGACAAAUUCUUCUGUAGCACUUUUGAAUUUUAAGGUAAUUGUUAUAAUACUUUGCUGUUUCAUAGUAAUAAAUGGAAAUUGUGGUAGUUUUGUGUUUUAUCAAGACUUCAGACACUAAAAAAUGAGUUAGAAUACAAAAUACUUCAUUGAAAUUAACACUGGGGUGACAAUGUGGAACAUUUGUUUUAAAUACUGUUUUUUAAAAUUUAUUCUCUGUGGAUUUUUUGAAAAGACUACAUGCGUUAAUCUCUUUCCAUGGAGUUUUUGCUGUACUAGCUGUGAAGCUGCUGUUUUGGUGAUACAAUUUAAAUAAAGAGUAAAUACAAAAUUUUGGUACUGUACAAGGAACUUGAGAUUGAGAUCAUAGAAUUUGCUCUUCUGAAAUGAUAGAGCAUAUUGCAAAGUGGUUUGCUUUAGUGUAGGUUAGAGAAAUCGGAAAAAAAUUCAGCAGUCUUAGGAGAAUUGAGGGGGGUUAACUAUUUAGCAGGAAGUUUUAUGGACUGCUUAGUAGAAGAGGGGUGGAAAAAUGGCACUUGAUAUUGAAUUAGGGUAAACCAUCUUGUCAGAUUUGAAGUUUAGUGAGAGAAAUAUUGCAGUACAGUCUUUGAUAAACAAUAUAAUUGUUUAGUUUUUUAAUUUGAACAGUGUUUUUCCUUAUUUCUUUAAAGAAGGUGCAAGAUCAGUAGUGUCUUGUCACUGCUCAGAUUGAUCUAGCGCUGUAAGCCAUUGAAGAAAUAACAUAGGUGCACUUCCAGUGAGACAUAAACUGAGUAACUUUUUUAAUUGCUCUGCUGCUGCCACAGAGAAAGUGAUUAAAAUUCAUGGAGAUGCUUGAAUAAAAUUUUCUAAUUUAAGAGGUAAAUGUACAUUGGAGUUAGCUAUGUCAGGGUUUUUAUGAACCGUAUGGUCACAUUCAUUUAUAAUACUAGUUUAUAUGAAGAAGAUACCAUUCCUUUAACAUGCAGGUCCAUUCUUUGAAGAUUUAUUGGUAGAAAUUCUUGAUAAAAGCCUGUAGAUAUCAUAUGGUCUGGACAGAUAAUUUGUAUUAAUGUGUUGAUUGGGUGAUUGUGGAAUAGCUCUUCAUGAUUUCAUUCAAAGCAGGAACAGAAUUAGUUAAAGAAACCUAAGUUGUUGCAGUGUUAUUUUCUUCUAGUAAUAAUUUCAGAGUAUUCUGAAGUAUGUUGGGUGAAAAACAAGUAGGCAAUUACUAGUAAAUUCUGAAACUUAGAGACAUUGAACUUAUAUCCACAAUAUCCUCCUUACAGUAAACAAAAACAGUGAUGGUAAAGGUAAAAAUGCAGGUACAUUCAAAAGUGGAGUGAACACUAUUUUCCGAUAUUUGAUGUGGACUACUUUGCAUUUAGUUUUGUUUAAAAUAAGUAAAAAUGCUGUUCUGAAACCAGAUAAUUUUAAUACUUGGAUAAAUCAAGUCCUUUUUUUGUUCUUAUUGUAUUUUAUAAUAUCAGUAUAAAACCAGAUACAGAAGGAAACUGAUCCCCAGAUAUGUCUAUAAAUGGGCAAUUUUCAAGAUUAUGAGUGCAUGAAGAACAAUUACUUAGCCAGAGAUAUCGCACGGGAAAGCAUCAACAUAAAGUAGUGACUUAGGUUGCAUAAUUGAAAGGGGAUUUUGUAUGUGUGUUUCAGUUUUUUGUGGAGUGUUCUUUUGUUGCAUCAGAAGUGCCUGCUCUUGGUGUCUCAAGGCUUUCCUUUCUCUUCCAGAAAAUGCUGGGACAGAAGAGAUGAGUACUCCCUUGACUAAGGCCUAAAACUGCCUGUAGAAAAACAAUCCUGACCAGGCAAUAUACGAAUGGCCCAAGGAAGCCAGCAAAUUGAUAUUCAGGUUUUACAUGACCUGCGACAGAAGUUUCCUGAGGUACCUGAAGGUGUUGUAUCCAGAUGCAUGUUACAGAAUAACAAUAAUUUGGAUGCCUGUUGUGCAGUUCUCUCUCAGGAGAGCACAAAGUAUCUCUACGGUGAAGGAGACCUGAGUUUUUCGGAUGAUUCUGGGAUUCCUGGACUACGAAAUCACAUGACAUCUCUUAAUUUGGAUUUGCAGUCACAGAACGUCUAUCACCAUGGAAGAGAAGGAAGUAGAAUGAAUGGAAGUAGGACUCUAGCUCACAGUGUUAGUGAUGGACACCUUCAAACCAGUCAGUCCAACAAUGAACUGUUUCAGCAGGAACCACAGACAGCACCUGCGCAGGUUCCACAAGGAUUUAAUGUCUUUGGGAUGGCUAAUACAGUUAGUGCUUCUAAUCCAGGGCAGCAUCUUGGAUUUCACCUAGGCAGCAAAGGAGUAUCUAACUUGUCUCAACAAACACCCAGAUUCAACCCCAUUAUGGUAACUUUAGCCCCAAACAUCCAGCCUGGUCGCAAUACCCCAACAUCUUUGCACAUACAUGGUGUACCUCCUCCUGUACUUAACAGUCCCCAGGGAAAUUCUAUCUAUAUUAGGCCUUACAUCACAGCUCCUAGUGGUACCACUCGACAGACACAGCAGCAGCCAGGCUGGGCAUCUCAGUUUAAUCCCAUGCACCCUCAGCAAGUCUACCAGCCUUCUCAGCCAAGUCCCUGGACUACUAUUCCUACAUCCAGUACUACGCCACAUACCUCAUCGCAACACUCAACACAGCCAAACCAGCAAGGCCACCAGACUUCUCAUGUGUACAUGCCUAUCAGUUCUCCUACUACUCCACAAGCACCUAUGAUUCAUUCAUCUGGUAGCUCACAAUCUUCUGCUCAUAGCCAAUACAACAUUCAAAAUAUAUCCACAGGACCUCGCAAAAAUCAAAUUGAAAUCAAACUUGAACCACCACAAAGAAACAGUUCCUCUAAAUUGCGUUCAACUGGCCCUCGCACCUCCACUGUUCCCUCUUCCCUCAACAGCCAGACAUUAAGUAGAAGUCAACCCACUGUUUACAUAUCGGCCAGUCCUCCAAAUACUGAUGAAGUGAUCACACGUGGUCAGCCCAAGGUCUACAUUUCAGCAAAUGCCACGACAGGAGAUGAUCAACUUGUGCGGAACCAGCCCACACUUUUCAUAUCAACAAAUCCUGGAGUAUCUACUACUGCUAGGAAUAUGUCUGGUCAAGUAAGCAUGGGUCCUGCAUUUAUUCAUCACCAUCCACCCAAGAGUCGAGCAGUGGGCAACAGCACCACUGCAACUUCUCCUCGAGUGGUUGUUACGCAGCCUAACACAAAAUAUACUUUUAAAAUUACAGUUUCUCCAAAUAAGCCCCCUGCAGUUUCCCCAGGGGUAGUGUCCCCAACUUUUGAACCUACAAACCUUCUAAACCUUCCUGAUCACUAUGUUGAACCAGAGGGUAUCCAGCAUCUUACUGACCCUGUUUUAGCACAUGUGGAUAGGAUCAGUGAUGCACGGAAAUUGAGUAUGGGAUCUGAUGAUGCUGCCUACACGCAAGCUUUACUGGUACACCAGAAGGCCAGGAUGGAGCGACUUCAACGAGAGCUUGAGGUUCAAAAGAAAAAGUUGGAUAAACUAAAAUCAGAGGUCAAUGAAAUGGAGAAUAAUCUAACACGAAGGCGCCUGAAAAGAUCGAAUUCUGUUUCCCAAAUUCCAUCACUGGAAGAAAUGCAACAGUUAAGAAGUUGUAACAGACAGCUGCAGAUAGACAUAGAUUGCCUAACCAAAGAGAUUGAUCUUUUUCAAGCAAGAGGACCACAUUUUAAUCCCAGCGCUAUUCAUAAUUUUUACGAUAAUAUUGGAUUUCUUGGUCCCGUGCCACCAAAACCCAAAGAUCAGAGGCCCACUGUGAAAACACCAAAGACUGUUCCAGACACAGAUGAAGAUGAGGGAGCUCAGUGGAGUUGUACCGCCUGUACUUUUUUAAAUCAUCCAGCCUUAAAUCGCUGUGAACAGUGUGAAAUGCCCAGGCAUUUCUGAGCCAACAGGCCCAUUACCUUCCGUAAAACCAUAGCAAUAGUACAAGGAAUUGUCCAGGCAUUGGGGGGCAAAAAACGCAUUUAUGCAUAGGAUUUUGUAAAAUGGAAGGUGUGACGAGAUGGCGUUUUGCUAAUGUUAAAUGUCAGCCCACAGAGCAAGCAAUACCUCAGAGUUGUGUCACAGGCAGUUGACGCUGAUCGGCUGAAGGGCAAUCGGCUGAGAGACUCGCCAGCUGCCUAAACCAUGUACAGUAUUACCAGUAACACACACCGUGUUCAGUGCCUGGGUGUUGCCCAUCCUCUUCUCUGCCCCCAUGUCACUGCUGAAUUUUGACAGGGGAAAGGAAUAGAGUGCUAGUGUUUUUGUUUUCAGAGCUUUCAGUGAAACACUACAUGCACAGAGGAGAUCUUAAAAGGAACAAGGUUUAAAUAUUUAAACUGUUUGCUGCCACAUAGUGCCUUUGAUAAAGGGAAGAACUUCACAAAUCAGUGGUACUCCUUGCCUUGUCUUCCCUGAAAACAUCUCUGUGAAACCAGAAAUCAGUACAAUCACAUCUAAAGAUGAAAAGGAAAAACUGCAUGCGUUGUCUGUACGAUACACACAGUGAAAUACCCCAAAGCUUUUCCUACUGUACAUAGCUCUAGAGCCUGCUUUAAGUGAUUUCUUUUCCUCACCUUUAUUAUUUUCUUGUACUUCUGUAUGUAUAAUAGUGUAAUAGUCUUUUUGUUAACUUUCUUUUUUUCCCUUUAAGUGAUUAAGCACGAUCAUGUCCCUUUUUUUAAGCUUUUAUCUGAGAGAAGCAAUGCCUUAAAAUAAGAGCAUUAAUAAGAAACUAUGCACAAAAUAGCUUUCCUCUGCUCGUUCUGUACAUUGCUCUUGUAAAUGCUGAUGAUCUGUGAAGACCUGCAGAUGCAGCGUGGUAAAAGUGCAGGAAAAGUUGGAAGAAUUAUGCAUAUAGUUCACUCUGUACACUGAGUUUUACGGUGGGUGACACAAAGGGAGCAUUUUGUCUGGUGUGAGGAAACUUUAUACUAGGAAACUUUCAACCCACCAACAGAUCAGCAUCCGAGUUAAGCUUGCUUCAUCUGCUGGGUGUCUUGCAGAUUCCUGAAGAGAGAUUCAUUGGGGAAGUACAUACAGUGCCAAAAUCAACAGCAGCAGCAUCAUACAGCUUUGUUCAAGGACUUUAAAUGCUUUCCUGUUUUGGCAGCCAGUUUCUAAACCUGACUUUGUGGUGAAGUCUCAUAUUUAUAGAAAACAAGGAUAGCAAUAUUUAGGACAACUGAAAUAAAGGCUGGAAAAGAGAAAUCAAACAGACUUGAACACUGAAGCAACCUCAAGCAUCUCUUUUGUUUUGAUGAUCUAUUUUUUUAAGGAAAAUAUUCACAUGAUCGGGGAUGUAUGUAACAGAGAUCAAGAAAAUGGAAUUCCAGUACAUUAUGCAUAAAAGACGGCACGCAAAGAAUUAUGUAGCAGCAGCACUUAGUGAGGCUGGAGGGAGUGCUAACAAUGUAGCAAGAGACAAAGUAGACUGUCACCCACUGUAAACAUCUUCCAGUGGACACUUUUAUUAGGAGUUUUACAAGUGAUCUAUGUGAAUGCACAGAGGCCUUUGUUUUGAAGGCUUUGCAUUUUUUUUUUUUUAUGUGGGAAAAAAAUGUCAAUCCCAGGUAAUUAGGCAGUAGACCCAAAGCACUUGCAUUCAAUGCAUUUUGUUUAUAAAAUGAGGCCUUGUUUUUCAGCUUCAUCUGCAGUUCUAUGUGAAGAUUGACAAAUCAGUUUUUACCUGUUUAUUAAUAAAACCUAAUUUGGAUAUCUUUGAGUUGAUGGUUUUGUGAUUUAGCUGGGUAAACUGCCUUUGUAACAGAUAAGUUAUUUAUAAAAAUUAAAAAAAAUAUUCUAAUGUUU
This is a messenger RNA of Sturnus vulgaris (Common starling), 8271 nucleotides long. RefSeq names its product TGF-beta activated kinase 1 (MAP3K7) binding protein 2 (gene TAB2). Gene Ontology annotation, biological process: positive regulation of protein kinase activity; positive regulation of canonical NF-kappaB signal transduction. The record is from RefSeq and is a predicted model, not a curated record. NCBI's taxonomy places the organism in Eukaryota, Metazoa, Chordata, Aves, Passeriformes, Sturnidae. Gene Ontology annotation, molecular function: K63-linked polyubiquitin modification-dependent protein binding; ubiquitin binding.